Aureobasidium uvarum is the source of this 2739-nucleotide messenger RNA. The record is from the annotation of a GenBank genome assembly. NCBI's taxonomy places the organism in Eukaryota, Fungi, Ascomycota, Dothideomycetes, Dothideales, Saccotheciaceae.
AUGCUCUCCUACAACGUCAUUAGCCCCGGUAUGCCCAACUUUCCAUACGCCAUGAUGCUCCUGUCUUCGAGUGUAACAAAUUGCCGCUUCGAGGGUGACAAUACUGCAUCAGAUGACGUCGUCUUNUUGCGUAUCCUCAAACUCAUGGAGAUCAUCAUCACCGGUCCUUCGGGCGAAGUCCUUGGGGAUCAAAGUGUUUGCGGCAUGAUGGAGUGUGGCAUCUCCAUCUGCUGUGCACUACGUAUGAGCGAGGUACUACGCCGUUCGGCCGAGAUCACCAUGGUCACCAUGUGCCAGACCAUCUUCCAGAGAUUGACCCACCUCGAAUCCUUGCCCGAACACGACAAUCAGAACGACCAAGACGACUUCAAAAUCGAGUCCAGCACUACCCAAAUCGGUUCGACUCCCGCUCAGGAUACCCCUCCUUCUGGAAGCCUAGAUGUGCCUCGUGUGGCCAGUGGUGAGAGGCCUUCUGCAGAAUUCAAUGCCAGCCAGGUAGACUUGACCAAAGCAACAGAAACUACCGAAAUACCUGACAUCAAGCCGUAUGGCUUACCCUCGAUCAGAGAACUUUUCCGUACAUUGGCCGAACUUCUUGAUCCUCAUGACAGGCAAUACACCGACACUAUGCGAGUCAUGGCUCUGCGUAUUGUGAAUGUGGCUCUAGAGGUUGCCGGUCCUUCGAUAGCUUACCAUCCCUCUUUGGCCUCGCUGGCCAAGGACACUCUAUGUCGCAAUCUUUUCCAGCUUGUGCGCUCUGAGAACAUUGCCCUCCUCCACGAAUCAUUACGUGUCGCCGGUACCCUGCUCGCAACUUGCCGCAGUGUACUACGACUCCAGCAAGAGCUCUACCUCUCAUAUAUUGUUGCUUGCUUACAUCCCCGCGUUCCGAUUCCUGACGAACCAACCAUCAACCCCACUCUCUACGAGGGCGUACCUCAGGCUCCAAGACUCGUCAAACCAGCUGCAUCUGCUACGCAAAGUGGCCGAUCCACUCCGGUACCGGUCAAGGAUAGACAAAAGCUUGGCUUGGAAGGCGGUUCUCGGAAGCCCGACGCAAGAGAAGCUAUGGUGGAGAGUGUGGGAGCCUUGGUCAGAAUCCCCAGCUUCAUGGCUGAGCUGUUUGUGAAUUACGAUUGUGAAAUUGACCGAAGCGAUUUAUGCUUGGACAUGGUCGGCCUCCUCUCGCGCAACGCAUUUCCAGACUCCGCUACCUGGAGUACUACCAAUGUACCGCCACUCUGCUUGGACUCAUUGCUUGGAUAUGUGCAGUUCAUUGCCGAUAGACUCGACGAUGAGCCUGUGACAGAAGGCUUGCCUCGUUUGGAAGCACUUCGCGAACAGCGAAUCCGCAAACAGAUAAUAAUCCGUGGUGCCACCAAGUUCAACGAGAACCCCAAAGCUGGUCUUGCUUAUCUGGCUUCUCAGGGGAUCGUUGAGAACAUGGAUGACUCCAUGUCCAUCACACGCUUCCUCAAAGGAACAUCACGGAUCGACAAAAAGGUCUUGGGAGAAUUCAUAUCGAAGAGAUCCAACGAGGCUAUCCUCGAUGCCUUUAUCGAUCUUUUCGACUUUACUGGAGAGCGUGUCGACGAAGCCUUGCGCCAAAUACUCAAUUCCUUCCGUCUUCCAGGCGAGUCACAACUCAUUGAGAGAAUUGUCACAGUCUUUGCAGAGAAGUACUGCAACAAGACUGAUCCCGAGGGUAUUGCGGACAAGGACGCUGUCUACGUCCUGACAUAUGCAAUCAUCAUGCUCAAUACCGAUCAGCACAAUCCAAACAUGAAACAAGCGCGCAUGGCAGUGACGGACUUUGCCCGCAAUCUACGUGGUGUUAACGGGGGUAAAGAUUUCGAACCAGAGUAUCUCCAAGGGAUUUAUGAUUCGAUCAGAACUCGGGAAAUCAUUUUGCCAGAAGAACAUGACAACAAGCACGCUUUCGAACAUGCUUGGAAAGAACUCCUAAUCAAGACUCAAACUGCGCAAGAUCUGGUCUUGUGCGAUACCAAUAUCUAUGAUGCAGACAUGUUCGCAGCUACAUGGAAGCCUGUUGUUGCGACCCUCAACUAUGUCUUCAUGUCUGCCACUGAUGAUACAGUGUUCCAAAGAGUCAUCUCUGGCUUCGACCAGUGUGCUCAGAUUGCGGCCAAGCAUGGGCUUCAUGACUGUCUCGACCACAUUAUAGCUUCUCUUGCACAAAUCAGCACCUUGGCCACAGAAACACCACCCAGCACUGCUCUCAAUACCGAAGUGCAAGCAAAUGGGAAGAGUAUCAUGGUGAGCAAGUUCGCUGUUGACUUUGGGCGAGAGAAUAAAGCACAGCUUGCUACGCUCGUACUCUUCCGUAUAAUCAAUGGGCACGAAGCCACGAUCCGAGGUGGCUGGAGUCAUGUAAGUUCAAUAUCAAGAUUUGUGCUCUUCAUCGUACUGAACCUUGUAAACAGGUCAUUNCGCAUCAUCCUCAACCUCUUCAUCAACUCACUCAUUCCCAACACUCUAUCGGCACUGACUUCAAAACUUGAUCUUCCGCCUAUCCCACUUCAGAGCCCUGCUCAAGUUAUAGAACGGAACGACAAGUCUACUGAUAUCGGUUUAUUCUCUGCUUUCACAUCUUAUGUGUCAAGCGUGAUGAAUGACGAGCCUCCAGAGCCUAAUGAUCAGGAGAUUGAGGCAACACUUUGCACGGUGGACUGCGUCAGUGCUUGUCGACUGGAUGAAGUUAUUGCCAACAUUGGGUAA